AUGGGCUGCACAGGAUCGAAAGUCGAUGUGCGUGAAAAGGAGGCUGCGCAGCGGAGUGCAAAGAUUGAACGUCGGUUACGCAACGAUCGAAAACAAGAGUCUCGGACAGUGAAGAUUCUACUGUUGGGCGCGGGCGAAUCUGGAAAGUCCACGAUCAUCAAGCAGAUGCGAAUCAUUCAUUCUAGUGGCUUUCAGGACGAUGAGCGUGUCCAGGUGAAGGCAGUGAUCUUUUCCAACAUGGUCAUCGCGUUCCGAGUACUGUACGAGAUUCUGCAGGACGAAGGCAUCGAAUUCGAGAAAGAACAAAACGAAGCAUAUGCCGACUACCUCGAGAACAUCAAUGCCGACGUUGACGCACACGAGGCGUUUCGAGACAGGAAAGUGAAGGAAGCCAUGUCUGCGCUAUGGAAAGACGGAGGCGUACAGAAAGCUGUUUCCAAGGGACACGAAUUUGCGCUUCACGACAACCUCAAUUUUUAUUUUGAGAACAUCAACCGUAUGUUCGAGCCCGACUGGCUGCCGAACGACCAGGACAUGCUCCAUGCUCGACUCAGGACGACCGGCAUCACGGAAACAGUUUUCGAACUCCGGGACCUGACGUUCCGCAUGAUGGAUGUGGGAGGCCAGAGAUCCGAACGCAAGAAAUGGAUCCACUGCUUCGAGGGGGUGCAAUGCCUCCUCUUCAUGGCGGCUCUGUCUGGUUACGACCAAUGCCUGGUCGAAGAUGUAAACGCCAAUCAAAUGCACGAGGCUCUGAUGCUAUUCGAGUCAUUGGUCAAUGGCGAGUGGUUCAAAGACAAACCAAUCAUCCUAUUCCUCAACAAGAUCGACCUUUUCCGGGAGAAACUCCCAAUAUCGCCUCUUUCGACUCACUUUCCCGACUACACCGGUCAGGACGGCGAUGAAGAGGCCUCGAAGCAGUUUUUCGCCAACAAGUUCCGAUCGAUCAAUCGAAACAGUCAUCGGGAAAUUUACAUUCACUUCACCAAUGCGACCGACACAAAUCUUCUCAAGCAGACCAUGGCAGAUGUCCAGGAUAUCUUGAUACAAAAGAAUCUUCAACGGCUCGUCUUGUAA
This is a messenger RNA of Cladophialophora yegresii CBS 114405, 1077 nucleotides long. RefSeq lists its product as uncharacterized. Lineage: Eukaryota; Fungi; Ascomycota; Eurotiomycetes; Chaetothyriales; Herpotrichiellaceae. Gene Ontology annotation, molecular function: GTP binding; G protein-coupled receptor binding; G-protein beta/gamma-subunit complex binding. Bases 1 to 1077 code for a protein of 358 amino acids. The record is from RefSeq and is a predicted model, not a curated record. Gene Ontology annotation, biological process: G protein-coupled receptor signaling pathway. The transcript has 2 exons. Gene Ontology annotation, cellular component: heterotrimeric G-protein complex.